AUGCCGUUUGUCGGAUCUGUGUGUUUUCAUCAUGAAGAGGACAGCUACUACUCUGAUGUUUCUGUGUCUUUGGACAAAUACUGGCACCUACACUGCUCCACCAGUAUGAUUGUUGGUCUAACAUAUAUAGCCGUAGGUUCAAAGUGUGGUGUUCCUGAGGUGUGGAGUCCUCUGUUGCAUGCUCUGAGAGUGGUUGGAGGAGCUGAGGCCACACAAGGAUCGCACCCAUGGCUGGUGUCUCUGAGGAAAAAAAGCUAUCAUUUCUGUGGUGGAGCCAUCUUGAGCGCCCGCUGGAUAAUGACUGCGGCACACUGCUUUUCAUCAACAUCAAGGGAGUCCCUCAGAGGUGUGCGGGUGGUGAUUGGGAAUUUUGACCAACGUCUAACUGAUGAAGAGGAGCAAAUUUUUAUCAUCAAGAAUAUUUCAAUUCAUGAGAAGUACCAUACUACUCUACCUAUGAACUAUGACAUUGCUCUGCUGGAACUAUAUCAACCCAUUCAUUUAGGUAAACGGGUUCAGCCAGUAUGCCUCCCUCUUCCUGAUGUUCACACGCAGCCUGACACUAACUGCAUUGUGGCUGGAUGGGGAAGGACCAAAGAAAGGGGACAUCUUUCCAGUACUCUUCGUGAAGUCCAGUUAAACUUAGUGGACCCGGCUAAGUGUAAAUAUGUUCUCCAGACUGUGAAAAAUGCCAUAUUGUCCCCACAAAGGUUAAACAGACUUCCACCAGCUCUGACUGUGUUAUGUGCUGGUCCAGAGACAGGGGGUAGAGACGCCUGUCAGGGGGACUCUGGUGGACCUCUGGUAUGUCCGGUGGGCUCAGCCGGCGGUCACUGGGUGGCUCUGGGUGUAACUUCCUGGGGCAAAGGGUGUGGGCGGAGCUGGGAAAUGAACUCUAGUCGCCCCCCGUCGCAAAGAGGUUCUCCUGGGGUUUUCACUGAUGUUAAACUGAUGCUGCCCUGGAUAAAGCUAACACUAAGACAGGCUGAGUCAAAGCAGUUGGAGAGACCUUUAUCCAGACUGUGCACUGUGCAGGAUGGCUCUGUGAUUGACACUGAGGGGGUCAUCAGAAACCCUGCCUCCCAACACCGUUACUAUAACAACAAUGAACUGUGUGUAUGGAGCAUCAGUGCCCCUCGUGGGUCUAGCAUUUUACUACAGAUUGAACAUUUGGAUUUGGAGAAUGAUCCGUACUGUCUCUAUGAUCGACUUACUCUGUCUAUAGGACCUCAAAAACCUGUUGGUGUAUUUUGUGGAAGUGUUCAUCCUAGACAAUUGUACCUCAUUAAUUCCCAUCAUGCAACUGUGCUCUUCUCCUCUGAUGUUAGCAUAGUGGGGAGUGGAUUUGUCAUGAAGUACCAUACCGUUCAGAGACUCACAGAUCCUGGGUGUGGCACAGUUGUUCUGGUGCAGAAUGAGACCAGCAUCCACAGCCCUGGCUACCCACAACACUACAUUAACAACUGUAUGUUCAGAUGGGUGAUCUAUGCAUCCCAGGGACACAUCAUCAAGCUCAGAUUAACAGAUUUUGAGUUGGAGGAGUCCAGCAGAUGCCUUUAUGAUUCCCUGGUGGUCAAUGGCGACGUGAUGGGAGCAGAUGAGAUAGCGGUGCUUUGUGGCAGCGGUCUUCCUCCUCCUGUCAUCUCCUACCACAGUGUUAUGGUCCUUCAGUUCAUGUCGGACAGCAGUGUGACUCACAGAGGCUUCAGUGCCAAUAUUGAGUUCAUCCACCAAUCAGAUUUGAAUCAGGAGAGUGAGCCAUGUGGGAAAAGGUACAGCAAGGAUCAGAUCACAUCUCAUGAGUCUCCGACUGGUCAGAGAAAAGUGGACCAUGAAUCAGAGGAUCUAACACAGAGCACAGAGCCCUCUGUGCAAAUGAGGCUGGGAUCAGACAAUCUGGACUUUACAUAUGAAUCCUCUGAGACUGAGUAGCAGACAAUACUUUUAAAUGGAAAGUAAAUGUGCUAAUGUGUCCCCUGAUGCACUGAGGUUUGAAUUUAUGGUGUGUGUUGUAUGACAUCUGCAAACUGAACUGC
Messenger RNA from Periophthalmus magnuspinnatus, 2036 nucleotides. Its product is annotated as ovochymase-2. Gene Ontology annotation, biological process: proteolysis; acrosome reaction. Gene Ontology annotation, molecular function: serine-type endopeptidase activity. The record is from RefSeq and is a predicted model, not a curated record. Lineage: Eukaryota; Metazoa; Chordata; Actinopteri; Gobiiformes; Gobiidae. The transcript is spliced from 17 exons. The coding region runs from base 1 to 1932 and encodes 643 amino acids.